UAUAAUCUUCAUUGAAAUUUUGGCAAGUGGCAGAUUCAUUUCCUUGGAUUGAUGCAGAAUUUCACUUCCCAACACACUAAACGUGUCUGAUUGGGGAACGACUUAGAAAAUCAGGGCGAAGCUUCAGUCAACUAAGAACAACAUCUCCAUUAUAUAGGACAUCUUCCUUUUCCCUAAACUUGCAUCAUUCAGACAUUUCUUUUUGAAUGGUAAGCAUGGCAUUUGCAAUCAAAUUUCUGCUUCUCAUAACAUUUCUUGCAGCUGUCUGCACCACAGAUGCCUUGAAACAGAAGGUGACUCGCAUCCAAUUUUACAUGCAUGACAUCGUCGGAGGCCCUAAGCCAACUGCUGUCCGAGUUGCUGGCCGCUCCAACUUCACUAGUCGAGACCCCAUUGCAACCAUGUUCGGGUCCAUUUCCGUGAUGGACAACCCUCUGACGGUCGCCCCAAACAUCAACUCAACUUUAGUUGGGCGUGCUCAAGGGAUCUAUGCUAUGUCAUCACAAGAAAAUGAAUUCAGUCUUCUUAUGACUCUUACUUAUGCUUUCACUAGUGGACCUUACAAUGGUAGCACUUUUAGCGUCCUCGGCCGCAAUCCGGUGAUGAACAAAGUAAGAGAAAUACCGGUCGUUGGAGGCACCGGAAAGUUUAGGCUCGCUCGUGGAUAUUGCCUUGCAAGGACCUAUUCAAUGAAAGAAAUGGAUGCAGUGAUUGGAUAUAAUGUAACUUUGCUCCACCAUUAGCCAUCUUAUUCUAAGACUAAGAGUAUUAUAGGCAUAUUGGUGUUUACUGUUUAGGCUAUCAAAAUUGUUUGUGGUUUGUAGAUUUUCAA
Messenger RNA from Durio zibethinus, 832 nucleotides. The record is from RefSeq and is a predicted model, not a curated record. NCBI's taxonomy places the organism in Eukaryota, Viridiplantae, Streptophyta, Magnoliopsida, Malvales, Malvaceae.